AUGGGUUGUAGUGCUUCUGCAAAUGUCUCAAACACUUUGAUUCCUAAGUAAUUUUAAAUCGUAACUGAAUCUGGAAAGACAUUUUCUAUGAUACUUGAUAAACUUUAUAAGGUUUCUACUAUAAAACACCUGAUGGAAAUGCGUAUAGCUUCCAAGUCAGACUAAUUACGUCUUUACAUAAAAAUUGAAUAAAGCGAAUCUGUGCAAACACCUUAAUCAACCGCUGCUGCCACAACCGUAAGCUCUAGCUCUAAAAUUUUUAAAGAAUUUGAAGGUAAGAGCUCUAUAAUUUAGGAGGGUAACACUUCCUACAAAUUAAUUGAGUUAGAAGACGACAAAUAUAUCAUGCAAUAUGCUAAGCUCUUAGCAAAUAACCCUCGAAUUUACUUAGCUUAGGUAAAAUCUUAAAAUACUACAAACGAAUCUGUUUCUACUUCAGUAAAUUCGAAUAGACUGAGAAACCAAACUAUUCACAUCGGAUGCUGCUUUAACAAUAAACCCGAAUUAUAGGAUGAUGAUGCAAUAAUAAUCGCCAUCCAAAAACUUGAAAAAGGUGAAGUAUUGCCUCAAUCUCAAAUUGAUAUUCUACAAAAAGGUAGAAGCACCUUGUACAAAUAAAGUUCUUAACCUUAAUAAACUGCUUCUCCUUAAAUAUAAUAAUAAACUGAAGAAUCCAAUCAAAAUUAAAAUGUCUAAAAGUCCCCAUCUUCAAUGCCUCAAAUAACUAUCGAAGCUAGCUCUUGA
This is a messenger RNA of Tetrahymena thermophila SB210, 744 nucleotides long. RefSeq lists its product as hypothetical. The record is from RefSeq and is a predicted model, not a curated record. NCBI's taxonomy places the organism in Eukaryota, Ciliophora, Oligohymenophorea, Hymenostomatida, Tetrahymenidae. The transcript has a single exon.